Pyricularia pennisetigena is the source of this 1185-nucleotide messenger RNA. RefSeq lists its product as uncharacterized. Lineage: Eukaryota; Fungi; Ascomycota; Sordariomycetes; Magnaporthales; Pyriculariaceae. The coding region runs from base 1 to 1185 and encodes 394 amino acids. The transcript has a single exon. The record is from RefSeq and is a predicted model, not a curated record.
AUGCCGACAACCAAGCGGGUGUCAUUCGUGUCUCCUCUCGAAACGAACACGCGCACCAGUCAUGCAGGCGACGAGAUACCGUCUGAACACCAGGCCCUCGUUUUCACAUCCACGGCCACCGGCCUCGAGCUGAAAACGGUCCCGACCCCGAGGCAUCCACAGCUGGGCACGGUCCUGGUCCGCAUCGAGGCGGCCACCAUCCUUUCCUACCAGGGCGGCAUAUACAACGGCACGCGCCAGUACCCACAGAUCGCGUCUCCCCACUCUGGCGGCUACAGCGGGGUGGGCCGCAUAGCCGCCGUGGGCGCCGACGCCACCGCGCUGCGGGUGGGCCAGUUCGUGUUUGCCGACUGCGACGUGCGCGCCCGCGACGGCGACGGCUGGUUCCUCGUCGGCACGCAGACCGCGUCGGACCCCGGCGCGCGACGCGUCAACGAGGCCGUGUACAGGGACGGCGCCUUUGCCGAGUACUUUACCGUCCCGCUCGAGAACUGCCACGCCCUCGACGAGCCGCGCCUGACGCGCGAGCUCGGCUACUCGGUCGCCGACGUCGCCUACAUGAGCUACCUGCUCGUCGCGUACGGUGGGCUGCGCGACAUGGGGCUGGAGCCCGGCGAGACCGUGGUCGUCGCGCCCGCCACGGGCGGCUUUGGCGGCGCCGGCGUGCUGACCGCCCUGGCCAUGGGGGCGCGCGUCGUCGCCAUGGGCCGGAGCGAGCACGAGCUGGCCCGGCUCAGGGCGCACGCCGCCGAGGGGUACCCGGGGCGCGACGACAUGGUCGAGACGGUGCGCAUCACGGACGACGAGGCGGCCAUCGCGGCGGAGCUGCAAGCCCUGGGCACCGUGGACGCCGUGCUGGACUUUUCGCCGCCCGAAGCCGACGGGUCCUGCUACCUGAGGUGCGCCAUCAGGUCGCUGCGGCCAAAGGGCAGGGUGUCGCUGAUGGGCUUCUCGACCGACUUCGCCGACCACGCCGUCGUCAUGAACAGCCUCUGUCUGCGCGGCAAGGUCAUGUACGAGCGGGACGACGUGUCGCGGUUCGUCAAGCUGCUCGAGCGCGGGCUGUUUCCUCGCGGCAAGAGGCUUGUCGACACCAAAGUUUUCGGGCUCGACCAGGCAAACGAGGCUCUGGCCGCUGCAGCAGAACAUGCUGGAUGUGGCCGAUCUGUGGUGUUUGCUCCAUGA